Aspergillus uvarum CBS 121591 is the source of this 820-nucleotide messenger RNA. RefSeq lists its product as uncharacterized. The record is from RefSeq and is a predicted model, not a curated record. Lineage: Eukaryota; Fungi; Ascomycota; Eurotiomycetes; Eurotiales; Aspergillaceae. The transcript has 6 exons. Gene Ontology annotation, biological process: secondary metabolite biosynthetic process. The coding region runs from base 1 to 780 and encodes 259 amino acids.
AUGGCGCUUGACGAGCUCUCUAAGUUGGGUAUGCGUGGUGUUGGGCCGGAGUACAGUACUCCCAUCCUGCGUGUUUCAGAUGUGGCCGUCCUAGAGAGGGCUUUGCAUCCGGUGUAUGUACUAUUUGCCAUGAACAGCCCUGCGCGAGUGCAUCAACAGAGAGGGAAGAAUUGGUACGGCUUGCUCUGCGUUAUUCCCGCAAAGCCGGAAAAGACACAGCAGCUCAAAUGGGCCGCUCCGGCGGAUGAAACAUGGAAAGCGAAGCUGCUUAGCUACCUCGGGGACUGGAAUUCCGUGAUGACAAAAAUCAUUCGGUACUCUACGAAACUCGGGGUUUUCCCGGCCGCGAGGGGUACAUGGCCCCGAUCAAUGGUUGAUGGAGAUCGGUUGGUGUUUUUAGGUGAUACGGGACACCCCACCGGGGGUGCGUUGAGCGCGGGCAGUGCCCUGGCCUAUGAGGAUGCAAAGUCUCUCUAUCUCACCCUGGGUCAUGCCCAUCGAGCCUUUAAUGGCCGAUGGACACCAGAGUCCAUCAAGCUCGCCUUAGAGAGUUAUGACGAAAUGCGAAUCCCGCAUCUCAAAAAGAUCUGGGAGGAGAUCAAGGUCUUCGACACCAGCAUGGAGGCAGUGGACAAGCAUGCCGCUUCGGACUACGUCUCUCGAGACAUCCGAUGGGUCACCAAUAAUGACGUGGACGCGGACCUUGCCAGCUGCAUCAAGGCAAAGGAGUUGAGGGGCCUUAACAAUGCGAGCUUAGAGGGGGGUGGGUCCCAUCUUUGACGGAUGCAACUGUAGGGGCUUAGGACUAAGUCGCGCAAGG